AUGUUUCAUUAAAAAUAAUCAAAUAGACCUAUAAAAGAAAUUAACCAAGAAAAAUGCUUGAAUUGCAACAAGUAUAUAAAUUCUACUCUGCUCCGUAAUCAUCAAGCUAUUUGUGCUGUGACUAUAUCCCACAAGGAUUAAGAAAUGUUGGAUGAGCAUUUAGCUAUGCUUAUUCAAUAAAAUAAAAUAGAAUCUAAGAUAUUUAUGUAGCCAAACCCCCCUGAUACUCUGCAAUAAUUUACAAAUUAACACGAAUUUUAGGUCGAAAAGAGGGAAGUUCCAGCUUAAAUAAAAAAUGUUUUCUAGUCCAAUAAGCCGAUAGCCUAAUGUAGAGAUGUUAACUAUAGACAAGAUUAAAUAGUAUAUAAUGGCGAUUUAAAAUUCUAAUAGAAUGAAUUAAAAAAUAAACACAACAUCUCUAUUUAAGAAUACGUUGAAAACACCACAUAAAAAACGGAUUAAAAUCCAUAAUAAACCUAAUAAAAUGUGGUAUUUAAUACAGCCUAAUCUUAAGCUUAAGCUUUUAAAAAUUUAUAAAAAUGUGCUAUUUAAUAAGUGUAAUAAUAAGAUCUUGCUUAAAGAGAUCCUAAUUAUUAAAAAUUUAAUCAAAUUCAAACUAAUCUUGAAAAUCACCCAGCAGGGAAUCCUUAAAUAAAUAUUUAGCAAAGUAGAAACGAUCAUAUCAUUAAUAAUAAUUAAAAUUCAAGAAAUUUUCAAGUUCAAAAAUAAUAAUAACCAAGAGCUCUUUUGUAAACUAAUCGUAUAUAUUUAAAUGAAGAAUUUAAUACAAAUAGAUAAAUAUCAGAAGAGAAAAAAAUAGAGAAUAGUUAAUUCGAUCCAGAUAAUUAAUUUAAUUAAUUCAAUUAAUUUAAUGAUCUAUAUAUUAAUUAAAUGAAUUAAGAUUAUCCAUAAAAUAGUCAUUAUGAAAAACAAUCAAUAAAGGAUAAAUAUUCCAAUUAAGAUGCUCAUUAAUAUCAUUAAUACCAAGAUGUUUAAUCGAAUUAAAAAGUUAUUCCCUCUGAUUACUAUUAGCUUAGAAAACCUAGAAUAUUUCAACCAAUUCCAAAUGAAUAAUAAUAUUAAAAGCCUCCAUAAUAAUAAUAAUAAUAUUAUUAAUAAUAAUAAUAGUAUUAAUAAUAGUAAUAAUAAUAUUAAUAAUAAUCGUAAUAGUAAUAAUAAUAGCAAUAGUAACUGUAAUAAUAAUAAUUGUAGUAAUUGUAAUAACAGAAAUAAUAAUUAUAGCAGUAAUAGUAGAAAUAACAUUAAUAAUAAAAAUAAUAGUCAUAAUAGUAAUAAUAAUAGUAAUAAUAGCAGUAAUAGUAAUAGUAGCAGUAAUAGUAGUAGUAGUAAUAGCAAUAGCAGCAAAAUUAACAAUAAUAGAAAUAAUAGUCAUAAAACCAAUAGCAAUAGAACAAUUAAUAAUUCUAACAACAAUAAUAAUAAUAGUAGCCAUAAAAAUAAGCUCAAAUUUAAUAAGGUCAGAAAGAAUAACAUUAAAACCCCUAAUUAUAGCAUGAUAGAUAUUCUAAAUAACAUGUUUAAAAUAAAAUUAACUCAGAAGAAUCAAAAAAUAUUGAUUUCCAAAAUUAGCAAUAAAUAAUAGUUAAAUAAAUUAUUUUAGAGGAAAGACCUCCGAUCUAAAAAGUUAGCAUUGAUUAUAAAAAUAUCUAGAAUGUUAGAAGGAACGAACCUUAUACCUAUUAAAAGUACUAAAAUAAAUAGAGUUAAAAAUAACCUCCUAUUAGAUAAGAGUAAAAUAAAAAAAAGGCUAAUUCAUCUAAUAAGAAUAGAACAAUAAAUGAAGACAUAGUUUAUAAAUAAUUUGAAUACAUACCAGGCAUGACUCUUACUGAUGACCUCGUGAAUUAAAUGUCUCCUGAAGAAAUUUAUGAAUUGUUUACUCAAUUAGAUUUAGAUAAUUAAGUUGGACUGACAAGCUAAAUAGAUUUAUUAGAUUACAAAAGAGUUUAAAUAAAUAUCACGGAUAGUUGCACUAUUUGCAUGGAUGAUAUAUAACCCCAAAAGGAAGCUUUCGAUGUAAGGUUGGAUUGCAAUCAUCAAUUCCACUAUGAUUGUAUCAGGUAAUGGUUGAUGAAAUAAAAAUUCUGCCCAGUUUGUAAGGAAUUUGUAGACUUUACGAAUUACUAAAAUCUUGAAUGA
Messenger RNA from Paramecium tetraurelia, 2160 nucleotides. RefSeq lists its product as uncharacterized. The transcript is spliced from 4 exons. The record is from RefSeq and is a predicted model, not a curated record. Gene Ontology annotation, molecular function: ubiquitin protein ligase activity. NCBI's taxonomy places the organism in Eukaryota, Ciliophora, Oligohymenophorea, Peniculida, Parameciidae. Gene Ontology annotation, biological process: ubiquitin-dependent protein catabolic process.